Molecule: messenger RNA, 318 nt
Organism: Enterobius vermicularis (human pinworm)
Lineage: Eukaryota; Metazoa; Nematoda; Chromadorea; Rhabditida; Oxyuridae
Source: the annotation of a GenBank genome assembly
AUGGAGCUUAAGAAUAAAGUAAGUUCUUUAUCUGAAAAGAAAGAGAACACGCUUAAAAAUGGUAGAAGUUUUUGUUAUGAUUUCCCCAAAUGCAUAUACUCUGCUCUACAGAUCAUUAUACUUGCCUUGAGAAAAAUACUUUUCGAUCCAUCAGUUGAUGAUAUUGAGUCUUGGCUAGCCAGGUUUGAUGUUUUCAUCACCAUUUCUCAGGAAGAAGAUCGUCUGAAAGGGUUCUAUUUGCUUAACGCUUUGUCUUCUAAUGCACACCAUGUGCUAGCAGCGUUUGCAAAGCCUGCUGAAGCGACGACUUUUACUUAA